Messenger RNA from Lytechinus variegatus (green sea urchin), 11671 nucleotides. RefSeq lists its product as uncharacterized. Gene Ontology annotation, molecular function: calcium ion binding; protein binding; calcium channel activity. Gene Ontology annotation, cellular component: membrane. Gene Ontology annotation, biological process: detection of mechanical stimulus. The record is from RefSeq and is a predicted model, not a curated record. The transcript is spliced from 32 exons. Lineage: Eukaryota; Metazoa; Echinodermata; Echinoidea; Temnopleuroida; Toxopneustidae. The coding region runs from base 573 to 11258 and encodes 3561 amino acids.
GGGUAGUCUGUCGUCUGACGGACUUGUAUUGUUUAUCAUAGAAUCUAUAGUUUUGCGACAGUAGAAAUGCGGAUGUUGUAAAUUGUUUUUCAUUUUUAUCGCAAACUCAUCAGUAUCGGACAAUAUAAGAAGAUAUCAAAGAAGACUAUGACGAUUAUCGUAAACUUCACGCUUCUUGUUUGUGAAAAUAUUUCAUUUCAGAUACAACGACUGAAUAUUGAUUCUUCCUGAUUAUUCAAAAUGUUUUAAUCGGACACCGGAGGCCAAAUUGGAGUUCGAAUUCAACGAGUACUAGAACCAGCUUUUUUAGUAAAUCUUAUUGUGGAAGAUCAUUAUAUUUAUCAAUUACACAAUUAUUACAACCGUAUAUGGGUGAUCAUUAUCCGACCGAAUCUCUUGCGAAACCAUCGUCACUUUGUGGAAUUUGUAAUAAUUAAUUUCCGUUAAUGUUUUCCCCGUAGAUCAGUAAAAUAGUUUGCUCUGAAUAAUGAAAUGACUUGAUAAUUACUCUUAAUAGUCAUUUGACACACAGACAAUAAAUUUUGGUUGUUUUAAUCAUCUGUGAGCACAGAAUGUUGGGAUCACGGAGAAUGAUACCGGGCGUAUCUCGAGUUUACACCGCUAUACCGGUGAAGUUGCUGGUGUUGCUGUUGAUGAUGUGCUUAUGUCGCUGCCACCAAGCUCUCAAUGGAGAGGAUGAGUUGUCUGGAAUGGAGAUGGGGCAACCUUGUCGUGAUAUUCCUUAUGAUGACGUAAACAAUGCUGGUGAUGUCUUCAAGUGGCCGUGGUCGACAGAAGAUGACCUUUCAUUACCUAACCUAGCGCAAUUUCGCCAUGGAGGAGUAAUAGCUUGUAUUGAUGACCUUGAUCAUUGUCAGAAUGGAUUUACAGCCAGCUUCAACAUUACACUGGACAAAGUCAAGGCCUUAGACAGUGGCGAUAUUAUCGAUUUCAUGCCAGCGCUCAAUCCCUCAGUCUAUGAAAGCUACUGGGAAAUGCCUGUGUCGUUGCGUCUUGAAGAGAUUGACCCGAAGCAACAGAUAGGAAUUUUUAAGGUGCGAGUGAAGACAUCCGAUCUGGCUUGGGACUUACAUUUCACCUCCCGGCUUAAUGCUGAUCAUCCCAUUCUUGUGGUUCUGACUUGGAAACGUAGCAUUGGUCUAGAUGUCUAUGUGGAUGACAUCUGUGCUGGGUUCAUUGUCAAAGGCUUUUCUCGUAAAAUAUUGGAUAAAGCCCAGACUGAAUAUGGAGACGGUAUCAUCACCAUCCCGCCAGACAAAUUUCAGUUUGUAGAGUUUCUUAGACCUUCGGGAUCUCUCUUGGAUUUUCUGAAUGAAGAUACGACAUACAGCUACUACUUGGGUUGCCUCCCAAUGACUAAAUUAGCAUUGCUCGACCUAUUCAGAGAAACGUUGCCGUUAUCUGCAGAAGACAGCGCUGUUAUUUCGUGUCGCAGGUCAUGCUAUAACAAGUUCGCAUCACUGUAUGCCUUGAUUGGAGAGAACCAGUGUCGAUGUGCUGAUGACAUUACUACUCUAGACCAUACACUGAUGUGCGGAGAGGUGUGUCCCAGUUACUCUUCUCUGCCGUGUGGGUCUGAGGCAGAAUUGAGUGUUUACUUAACAUCGAGUUUGGUCACUCAAUUGCCUUAUCCAAUAGCUGACGAUGCCUCUCCUUCCAAUUCCCUAUCUGACAUCCGGCCUCUUGAAACACCACUCCAUCCGCAUGCGAGAUACAGGAGAAGUUCCGUUAAUGAAGAAACAGAUAGUCCUCUUGUUAGGCACCGAAGGAGUACAGAUUUUAUUGCUCUCGAUGAUAUCAAUGGUCUGGUAAACACUAUUCUGAACUUCACGUAUGUCAUAUAUUCUGAAACAUCAGCACUCACAUGCUCAUGGACCUUUGGUGAUGGCACUGAUACGUUAACUCAAUCCGAUGCUGAACAUGGUACACAGUAUCAGCAUCAAUACACCCAGCCCGGUGACUUCACUGCCACUGUUGACUGUGGUGGGAUACAAGACUCUGCAUCAGUCACAGUAUGGAGCAGCCUCGAUGGAUUAACAUCCGAGCAGUUCAGUAUUCAACAGGUCGGUACAACAUCUACUCUGUCAGACAUCACUGUUCGGGUUACCAGAACAGGUGGAGAGGAGUUGCCUGAAAGGGCAAUUUUCAUUCUGAAUGGACUGGAAGAAGACUUUGUGCCAUCACCAUCCACCCAAUUUGAAACUUCCUGGACACCAACUAAGUUUGGAACAUUCCCCAUGGAUGUUAUCAUUUCGAACAAGGUUGAAGAAGACAUUGUUCUUUCCUUGAAUGUAACUGUUGGGGAUGCAGUAUCUGGAACAUUAGUCACAGUAUCAGGUCCCCUUGGUACAAACCAGCCUCUACAUGUUACAGUUCAGAUAAGUGGUGGGAGUAAUGUAACUGUUGAUGUGGAUUUCGACGAAGGUGAUCCUGUUUCUCAACACCCUCUGAUCAACGACUACACAUGGAUUAGAAGCUAUGCAACAGCAGGUACAAAGAAUAUUAGGGUCACUGCAUCUAACGUCUUUGGAUCUGAGUUGCAAACUGAAGCUGUUGACAUAAUCCAGUCUGUCAUUGGGUUACAACUGUCUGUAACUCCACUUUCUGUCGCUACGAGCGAAACUGUUGAUUAUAGACUCACUGCAGGAGCCACUGUUAUCAAUGAUGUGACAUGUACCAUACUGACAGGCGAUGGGGCGAGUUUUGAGCUAAGUGAUGUAAUACUGAAUAGUGGAUUCGAGUAUUCUGAAAGCUUCUCGUACUCCCAAGAGUUUCUUGAACCUGUGAAAGUAUUAGCAACAUGUUCGAAUGCUGUCAGUAACCAAACUGUAGAAAAAUAUAUCGUGGUUGGUAAAACGGUGCAAAGCUGCUCUAUCUACGCUCCUGAUGCACAGGUCGUAGGGGAGGAUGAUGAAACAGUUAUCCUUGUUGAAGGUGGCAAUUCCCUUACGAUCGAGCUAGACUUUGAUGAUGAUUCAGGUACUGUUACCGUAAAUUCUGAAAUCCCAGGAAGGAUAUCGGUCAAUCAUUCUUUCAGUAUGGUUGGAAUGUAUAACGUUACUGCUACAGUCAGGAAUCCACAAACGUCUGAUAUUGCGUGUUCGAGUGAUAAUGCCACAAUAUAUGUCCAGGAUCGUAUACCAGCCUCUCACUUAUUUGCAUUGAGUGCCUCCCCUGAUGCUAUUGAUGUGACCGUGGAGCAACAAAUCAACUUCACCUUGACUCUAGAUUCAGGGCAAAGCAUCCCCCAAGAUACGUAUAUUACAUUCCUUUUUUCCCAGCAGUGUACCUGCAGUCUUUCAAUGAAGCUUGAGAACCAUCUGACAUUUACCGGGGCCAUCUACAAUGUUAGUGGAACGUACAUCGUCACUGCAGUUAUUUCUAAUAGAGUGAGUGCUGCCACCAAGCAGAUGCAGGUUGGGGCGGUGGAAAGAUUAGGAGAGGUCACCAUGACAUUGUCUGCAGAAGCAUUGCUGGUAGGGGAUGUUCUGGAAUUUACAGUCUUGCCUGCCAGUGGAACUGAAAUACUGAUAAAUAUUACAUGGGGUGAUGGUAGCCACGAUGACCGCCAUCUAUCAUCAGCUACAUCUGUUACGUUUAAUCACACAUACAACACUCCUAAUGAGUAUGAAGUAUGUGUGAGUGUGUACAAUGCUCUGUCACCCAGUGCAAGGCCAAACUGCACGGCCAUACAAAUCCUGUAUCCGGUUCAGGGAUUAACCUUCAACACAUAUACCCAACUUAUUAUAAGAGAUUCAUGUAUAUUUGUUAUUGGACUUUUGCCAGAGGUACCCCAUCCUUCAGGGAUGACAUGCAUCAUUGAUGGAGGUGAUGGUACCGACCCUAUCGUCAUAAAUGAAGAUUCUAUAUCUUCUUUUCCACAUCAAAAAAGUUGGUCUUAUCAUCCGGCAUUAAAGAAUUAUCUAGCCACAUUGCAUUGCUUCAAUGUCCUAGGAUCAUUGAACCUUACAACGGCGGUCAGUGUGAGGAAGCCAAUAUCAGAUGUAUUUGAACUAAACGCGCUGAAUUCGUUUCAUUGGCUUUCCGAAAGUACGGUUUGGUACGAAUUGUCAGUGAAGGAAUAUGAAGACAUUCCUUUUGGCUAUGCUGACUUCUAUUGGGACUUUGGGGAUGGGAACUACUCACAUGAAAACAGGAUCAUGCUCGAUCGGACAAUAUCUAAAACCAAAAAGUACACAGAUGAAGGAUUUUACCAAACCAAUGUGACUAUAUCUUAUGGCUUGUGGAAUGGUGUUCUCACAGCAUCAGUGACGGUAGCCAAAAAACGUGAUUUGGACGUUUCUAUCAGAUAUUUUGGUGGUGACAGAGAUGGGGAGUAUGGAGGUGGUCAGAAUGAAACCUGGUUUUACAAAAACAAUCAACUUAAAUUUACACCUGUCCCUUUAUAUAAUGACACACAAUAUGUAUGGAAAUAUAGUUCAGAUCAACCAGCAAGUUCUGAAGAUGAAUUUAUUCAUGAAUUUGAAUCAACAGGUGUUUUUGCCGUAACUGUGGAAGCAAAACAUCCGCUGUACACUGAUAAUCUGGUGACUUUUCUCCACAUUGUGUCGCCGUUUACAUUUGAGGACAUUGUCGUGGAAGAUGCUUCGGGAAAUGAAACUCGAAGGCUGAAGACUUACAGUAAACUCAACAUCACGCUAUUGGGAGAAGGUCUCACCUCUCCUCUUUGUAUCCUCUGGGUGUUCUGCAAUGAAACUUUAUACUUUUCUGGUCCCCCAAACUGCUACAAUGCUGCUUAUAGCAGCGGUGAACCGGGUGUUGCAUGGUCAACAGAUGGACAAGUGCUAACUCAUGUUGAGUUCAACACGCCAGGAGAAUUUAAUUUAACCGUUAUCAUUACAAAUAACAUGGACGCGGAUGCCUCUACUGCCAGUUUGUCAAAAAUUAUAACCAUUGUUGGAUGUCUUGUCCCACCGGUUGUGACUAUAAGUGGAUCCGGAAGUUCCAGAGAACAGCCUAAAAUAUAUCUACGUUCAGACAAGUUCCGUUUGACGUCCACUGUGCGGCUUUGGUGUUUCGGCCUUGAACAACCGCCAAUUUUUCAGUGGUCGACAAUGAUGAUAGACCCGUAUGAAGAGAAUGCAAAUUUUACCGACCUAGAUGAUAAAGAUGGGUCAUAUGUCGACAUUGAACCUCUUACAUUUGAAGUGGGGCUGUACAAUCUCACCAUGACUGUUACAGUAACUGAUACAACACCUGAUUUAUCUGGGACUGAUUUUGCAUAUAUGCGCAUUGACCCAUCACCCCUUAUUGUCACCAUUGCCGGUGGUAGUGCCAGGUCUGUCAAUGGCUUACAGGAUAUUCACUUCAAUGCAUCAGGGUCACGAGAUCCUGACCAAAUCCUUGAGGAUCAAGACCUGCGUCAAUGGAACUUCACAUGGAGUUGUAAGAGCAAUCAUGACACGACGCCCACUCCUACAGUACCCAACGGAAUUUGCGAGCAAACCACAGAACAGACGAUUCCCGGAAAAGUGCAACCGCUCUUUACUAUUGAAGCAGAACGUCUUGCGCUGGAUACAAAGUACAUUAUCAUGGUGGAUGCCAUUCAUGCUGACGGUAGAUUUGGAUCCUAUGAACAGGCCAUACAAACUGUUCCAGGAACACCAGUCUUGGCUAGAAUUGACUGCAUUACCAACUGUUUAUUGAAGGUUAACCCGACUUCGCCAGUGUCGUACCAGGCUCAUUGUGAGAACUGUGCCACACAGAAUGCAACAUAUCUCUGGGAGAUGACGACUGGGGAAGAAGAGAGAGAGCUGGUAGAUCUUGAAGCAAAAGCAGCAAGUGAGUUGACCAAAAGCGGACUACAGAUAAAGAGCGAUGUCUUGGAGAGUGGCAAGUUCUACUACGUUAGAGUGUACGUGGAAGAACCGGGGAUGUUACAGGGAUUCGUCGAGGUCUCCUUCUACACGAACCUCGUUCCCUUUGGAGGCACUUGUGACAUGUAUCCAAGAAACGGGUCAGCCCUUGUGUCGGAUUUCACGGCAUCCUGCGACAACUGGAAGGAUGAAGGGGAUGCACCAGAGUAUGACGAAAGAAGCGACGAUGAAUCGGUUCUUCUCUAUAGAGUGCAGUACCGGGCUAUGGGCUCGGAUGCCGACUACGCCAUGCUCGUGCAAGCAGCAGAAGCAAAGGAAACCAAAGGAUUGAAGUUCCCCAUCGGUCCAAAAUCUGCCAACUACACAUUUGAAGUUCUGUUCACGAUCCUGGAUAAGUUUGGCGGAAUUGCCCAAGUGCAGAGAAGCAUCCAGGUUUUCUUGAAAGAGGCAGCUGUGGAGAAGGAGGAGCUGCUGAACCUCUUCAGUGAGAAAGGAGAUCUAAACGCCUUGACACAGUCCAAGGAUCCAGAAGCCGGCAUGCGCCUGCUUGGUGCCGUCAUAUCUGUGGUAUCUCAGACUGCUCUGACUACUGAAGAUACAGUAUUGGUGAAAGACAAGUCAAUAAAUGUGUUGACGGAGUUGGCAGCUAUGUCGAAGACGUCGGAUGGCAUCGGCAUGGCUGCGGAGGGAUUCUCAAGCCUCUACGCAUCCUACCCCCCUCCUAGUGGCAAUCAAGCUAUUAAUGCUGCUACAUCGUUGGAGGAAAUGACAUCUAAUUAUGCUGACAUCACAGGGAGUAGCGCUGAAGACAUUAAAAGAACAGGCGAUUCACUCAUUGGUACCUGUGGUAACAUGAUGUCAGUAAUUCUGCCAUCCAUGUCUUCUAAUUCAUCUGGAUCAAACGUAACUGAAGAAGUAAUUUCACCAGACGACCAAGAAGGACAAAUACAGGAGAAUAAUUUUGAGAAGAAAAUGGUGGCCACGCUGAUAGUAGAUGUCAUCGACAAAGUCAGUGACCUGAUCACCUCAAAGCUUGUAGCUGGUCAAGCUCCGGCCAUCUCAAAUGGACCUUCAGUUCAGGUUCGGUGCCAGGUCAAUGCCCCUGAGGAUCUAACCACCAAUAAUGAAUCUAUCCAAGUGGAAGUGGCUCAGAUAGGGUUUCCGCCAGCCUUUGACUUCAUCGGAGAGGAAAUUGGACAGAAAUUGGUUGCAACCAAAAUUAUCAGCUAUGCCGUGAAUCCCUUCAGCUAUGCUGGAGGAAGCAAUAGCCUCGGGUCAGGUGUACUCAGCAUCGAGCUCCAGACGGCAGAUCGAAAGAAGAUACCCGUCUCAAACGCGUCGGAACCCUUGAGGAUAGUGCUUCAGACAGAAGCGGAUGCUCCGGCAACGUUAGCGGUAGACGGCAACAUCACACAGAAACGUCCAAUGUCCUAUCACCAGUUCAAUAUCUCCAAGCCUGAUGAUGAUUUCAGGGCGGUCAUCCGAAGCGACAGUUCCAGUGGUUUCUGGGUGUUUGCGAAAUUUCAGUAUCCGCCACUCAAUGACAGUUACGACGUGGUCCAGCGGUUACCGAGGCAACUCAAUGACACAGAUGGUAGGGAGGGAUCCUUGAUUGAAGAAAUUAGGAACACGUUUGUUUUAUCAAAGGAAGACCACUGCGGGAACGGGACAUAUUUCAUUGGCAUCGUGCCUGCAGGUUCUGAUGAGGAAUUUGCAUCUCUGAAAUCAAACUCGACCAAAUGUUCUGGAGAGGAGAGGCGGCUCGUGAUUAACGCAAAUAACGAAAAUACGACGGCUGUCUUAUUUGCGUAUAAUAUUAGCUUCUAUUCAUCGGCAUGUAGAUACUAUGAUAACAUUACGGACGAGUGGAAAGGCGAUGGGUGCUGGACCGGGAUUAUGACCAGCACCAGAGAAACGCACUGUCUCUGCAACCAUCUGACAUCCUUUGCAUCCGCCUUCUUCGUCCCGCCCAACAAAAUCGAUUUCAGCGAUGUCUUCAGCAAGAAUCUUCUUGAAAACUUUGCCGUCAUGGGGACCAUCAUUGUGAUUGUAUCGAUAUAUCUACUUCUCCUCAUCUACGCCAGGAGGAAAGACAAGCAAGAUCUCAUCAAGUGGGGUGUUACACCUCUGAGUGACAACCACCCAACGCAUACCUACGGAUACCAGGUGACCGUGGAGACCGGGGUCAGACCAGGAGCCGGAACCAAAUCCAAAGUCGGUAUCAUGAUAUCCGGAGAGGAUGCGGAUACUGGAUCGAGAGUCUUGGAUGACCCCAAGAGACCUGUAUUCCAAAGCGGCUGCAUCAACAGUUUCUUGAUGACAGUUCCGAGGCCACUGGGUCUGCUUACCUACGUUCGAAUCUGGCAUGACAACUCUGGGGCGGGAGGACAAGCAGGUUGGUUCCUUUCAAAGGUCUCUGUCAUGGAUCUACAAACGGGCAAGGAGUUCUUCUUUCUAUGUGAGCAGUGGCUAGCAGUAGAGCAAGGAGAUGGUUCUAUAGACAGAACAUUGUUUGUAGCCAGCAAGAAAGACAUGACACAGGUGGGUCAACUAGUCUACACAAGCGGGCGAAAGAAUCUAUCCGACCAGCAUCUGUGGUUUUCCCUGUUCAGCCGCCCAACAAGGAGUUCCUUCAAUCGAUGCCAGCGACUGUGUUGCUGCCUGACACUCCUGUGUACCUCCAUGUUAGCCAAUGCCCUGUUUUACAAGGUAGAUGUGACGGCUGCUCAAGCACAGGCAAUCAAGAUUGGACCCAUCACCAUCACACCAAGUCAGAUUGGAAUAGGUAUAAGUAGCUCUCUAGUCGUCAUGCCAGUUAACCUUAUCAUAGCCCAGAUAUUUCGGAAGGCGCGACCGCUUGACACUGAUGCACCAGACCCCCUCAUAGCCCUCAUCCGAAGAAUCUUCACUCGGAAGAAGAGGGACGAAGAGAAGAAGCCACUUGAUCAGUUCAACUUUGAGGAGAAGCGUCAUGAUAAAGCCAUUUCUGAAAAGGAAGUGAAUGUCAAUGUAGGAUCAGGUCAGUCUUCAACCGAUCCCCCUUCCGAUCCUCCGCCCGCCGAGCAGAGUGCUGCUGCUGCAGCCACCAAGAAGAAGUAUCCUCUGCCGCACUGGACCGUCUACCUCGCCUACAUCCUGUCCUUCAUUGCCUGCUUUCUGUCGUGUUUCUUCGUGGUGUUGUACAGUUUAGAGUGGGGAAAAGAGAAGGCGCAUGAGUGGUUGAAGUCCAUGAUCGUCUCUUUCUUCAGUUCGGCAUUCAUCAUUCAACCAACGAAGGUGAUAGUCAUUGUUUUCAUAGUGUCCAUCAUCUUCAAGAAGCCUUCGAAAAUGAAUGAUGCCGAUGCCGAAGGUCUCAAAGACAAGACAAUGAACAAGCUUCAGACAGAUGAGGAAUAUCUCCAUGAGGAUUCAUUGACUGCAGGAAAAGCUCCUGGCUACUCUGCACGCCCAAAGACCCCUCCCAGUAAGCAGAUACUCGAGAAGGCCCGCAAAGAACGCCUCCGAGACGUGCAGGUUUCCGGUGUGGUGCGGGACUUUGUGCUCUAUGCUCUCUACCUGGUCGUCAUUCUUUUCCUAGCCUACACCAACAGAGAUCCCGAAUCCUUCAGAAUGUCGGAAACUAUCAGGAAUACAUUCGUCUCAGACAACAUUGAUUAUCUCGUGGAUGGGGAAGAUCCGGUGACGUUCGGCGCCCUGACGCAGAGCACGCCCGACGAGUUCUGGAACUACAUCGAGCAGACCCUCCUACCAGGUCUCUACGGUUUCAAGUAUUAUAAUGGUGAGGUGAUGAAAUGGAGAGAUGCCAGGUUCCUCAGGGAUUGGCAAAACUAUCGAGUCGGUCCCGCAAGGCUUCGUCAACUCAGAGUCAAGCCCUUACCUUGUGAGGUGAAUGGUAGGAUGGAGCAUGUUGUCAAAGACUGCACCCUAGACUAUUCCUGGUCUAAUGAAGACGAAGGAAUAUUCGCUGCUAACUGGACUUAUACCUGUGAUCCCAGCGAUGAAAACAUCCCAAAUUAUGCUUACUAUGAGGUGGAUGAGACCAGACCUUGGCGAUAUCGAUCAGCGGUAGAUCUCUAUGGUGUUCCCUAUCAAAGCAACCUGUAUUUCUACGGAGGUGGCGGCUUCAUCGCCGAGUUUGGGGUGAACCGGGAGCAAGCCAUGGACACGGCGCGGUACCUCAGGACCCACGGCUGGUACGACAAGUACACCCGAGCGAUCUUCAUCGAGUUCACCGUGUACAAUGCGAACGUCAAUCUCUUCAGCGUGGUGACUUUGCUCCUGGAGACGCCGUCGAUGGGAGGAGGGGUGGUCUCAAACACGGUGCACACCUUCAGGCUUUACCAGUAUGUCGGAGGUCUUGGUUUUAUAUCGAUCGCCUUUCAGGGCAUCUUCGUCGUCUAUCUUCUGUACUUCUUGGGACACUUUGUCUACCGUCUCAAGAAAGAAGGCAGGAAAGAACUGAAGAACGUCUGGACGAUUCUGGAGGGGAACAUGCUCCUCUUUGCGUUCUUUUCAGCUGUCAUGUUUAUCAUGAGAGAAGUGUUUAUUAGGUUCACUCUCCAAGAAGUCAAGAAGAAAGAUGAAGGAGGUUACGUGAAUUUCAAUCACAUCGCCAAGUGGGACCAAAUCUUCGGCUAUCUGUUGGCCAUCCUCACGUUCAUAUCCAUCCUGCGCUUCAUGCGCGCCCUGCGCUUCAGCGCCAGGGUGACCCACGUGGCGAUGGCGUUCCAAAGGGCCUCCAGGGACAUGCUGUACUUCCUGUUCAUGUGGUGUCUGAUUGUGAUUGCCUUUGCUCUCUGGGGCUAUGCGAUCUUCAGCAGGUCUAUCUUCACCUUCCACACGUUCCAGGCCGUCUUGGAAUCGUUGCUUGGCAUGAUGAUAGGGUCGUUUGACUUCUAUGCCUUACAGUCAGUGGAGUCCGUUAUUGGACCAAUCUUCUUUACUCUCUACAUCUUUGCUGCAUAUUUCAUGCUGGCCAACAUGCUCAUCACAAUCAUUGUAGAGGCAUUCGCCAAGUCCAAAGAGGACCCGGAUAAAGAUGAAAAUACAUUCCCGAUAGGUCAACACAUGAUGAAGAGAUUCAAGAUGAUGCUGGCCAGCUAUGGUAUCGGCUCCAACUCGGUGGGGCCAGCUCCAAAGAAACUCAACGAUAAGAAGACCGAUGACAAGGACAAAGAGGAUGAGGAUGAUGAUGAAGGUAAUGACCCGGCCUACCAGGACAUGAUGGACACCAUAGAGAAUCGUGUUGAUCAACUGGUCACCUAUGUCCUCAAGAACUACGGUGACGGCAAGGGCGCACCAAUGGGCAGCAAGGCUACCCUCAACACCUUUGAAGCUAUGGUCAAGAAGGACAUCGAGGCGGUCAAGCAGAAGAAGACCCGGACCAUAAUGAUCAGCUAGAUGUCCGGACAAAUAGUCAUCUCACCAUUCAUUUGUGUGUUAAAGAUCUCUACUAUUAUCCGAAUCAGUAAUAGGGAGAAUUAAUACUGAAUUUGAUGUACGAAUAUUUAGAUUUAGUUAAAAUUAUUGUUGAAAACUGAUAUGACAUCAUUUGGGGCUAUCCUCGAUCACCAUUUUGCUAAAAUAUCUGAAUCAGUAAUAGGUAGAAUCAAUACUUCAUUUCAUAUACGAAUAUUGUGAAUUAGCUUAAAUCGUUGUUUAAAUUGUUAUGACAUUAUUUGAGGCAAACCCCGAUAAGCAUUUUGCUAAAAUAUCUGAAUCAGUAAUAGGUAGAAUCAAUACUUCAUUUCAUAUACGAAUAUUGUGAAUUAGUUUAAACGUUAUGACAUUAUUUAAGGCAAAUCUUGAUCAGC